AUGGCAAACAUACUCAUCAACGAAAUCGAACGACCUCAUGGAGCAAAAGACGAUCCCGAAAGUUGCCGAGAAACGUUCGAAGCCAUCAAUUCGCGGAUCAUUUAUCUGGAACAAAUUGGAAUGAAGAUGAACGCAAACAGAAUUUGGCGCAGAAUGAUUCUGUCCAAAUUUCCUAAAAACAUCUGCGCAACCUUCAUACAAAAGGAAGCAAUAAGUGGCGAUCACUUCGAAGUUUUGGAUAUUCUCGAUGCUAUCGACGACAUCAUCUCGCUGCGGGAAACGACUGCACUAACAAUAGAGACACUCCUUCCAUCCGCUUUCCGAACAAGCAACCAUCAGGACACCAGUCCGAAACCAGAAGAUAAGAGAGGAAAUUUUGAGCAGUCUCCAUCUCCUACAAGAGGCAAUCAUCAUUUGCAAGCCUCUGGGACACAGCGAAGAACCAACAUAGCUUAUCGCGAAUCACGUGAAGUACACGUUGCACGAAAAAUGCCGAAUGGAAACGAAGUCAACGCUCAAGCACAAGCAGUCGCGCAUCAAAGCGUGCACCAUCGGCGA
Cylicostephanus goldi is the source of this 558-nucleotide messenger RNA. The record is from the annotation of a GenBank genome assembly. Lineage: Eukaryota; Metazoa; Nematoda; Chromadorea; Rhabditida; Strongylidae.